UACUUUUCAUUCCAUUCACGCUACACUAACUUUCAGAUUAUUUACUCGGAUCUCGAUGAAGAUUCUCUCGUUGGUUCUUGCGUUACUAGCACUUGCUGUGGUGGCAAGCCAUACUGUUCCCUCACCUGAGCAAUAUUGGAACAAUAAGCUGCCAAAUACUCCUAUGCCAAAGGUUGUCCAAGAAAUUCUACAUCCUGAGCCGUUGGGGGAGAAAAGUACCUCUGUGAAUGUUGGUGGCGGUGGUGUAAACCUCAAUACAGGAAAAGGGAAGCCAGGGGGUACUGUUGUGAACGUAGGGAAGGGCGGAGUGAAUGUGAACACCGGGAAAGGAAAGGAAGGGGGUGGCACCCAUGUGAACGUUGGCGGCAAAGGAGUUGGAGUGAACACUGGGAAAGGAAAGCCAGCAGAUGGCACUCAUGUCAACGUCGGAGGUAAAGGCGGAGGAGUAUCUGUAUCCACCGGUCACAAGGGAAAGCCAGUAAACGUUAAUGUUUCACCGUUUUUAUACAAUUAUGCAGCCACUGAGAAUCAAAUCCAUGAUGACCCGAAUGUGGCACUUUUCUUUUUGGAAAAGGAUAUGCACCCCGGGGAAACAAUGACCCUUCAUUUCACCGAAACUACAGAGAAAUCAACUUUCUUACCUUACCAAAUAUCCCAAUCAAUACCAUUUUCAUCUAACAAGUUGCCAGAAAUUCUCACCAAAUUUUCAGUAAAGCCUGGAACAGAAAAGGCAGAGACGAUGAAGAACACGAUAAAGGAGUGCGAAGAGCCAUCGAUUCGAGGAGAAGACAAAUAUUGUGCAACCUCACUUAAAUCAAUGAUCGACUUUAGCACUUCCAAGCUAGGCAAAAUUGAUAAGGCGGUCUCUACGGAGGUGGAAAAGCAAACCCCAAAGCAGAAGUACACAGUAGCAGCUGGAGUAGCGAGGAUGGGAGGCGAGAAAACUGUAGUGUGCCACAAGCAGAAUUAUGCAUAUGCCGUCUUCUAUUGCCAUAAAUCAGAAACAACAAGGGCUUACAUGGUUCCUUUGAAGGGUGCUGACGGGACAAAAGCCAAAGCAGUAGCAGUCUGCCACACAGAUACAUCGGCAUGGAACCCAAAGCAUUUGGCUUUUCAAGUCCUUAAGGUUGAGCCAGGAACCGUUCCUAUCUGCCAUUUCCUUCCUCAGGAUCACAUUGUUUGGGUCCCUAAGUAAUAUCCUGACCCUUCAGUUUCAUUGAUCUACUAAGUACAGAGUGCAUUAAAAUAGCUUAAAGCAAUAUCCAGUUUGUUGUAUAAUAAUAAUACCUCAAACCCGCGAGUUUAGUCAUGCAGAAUCUAUCCA
Molecule: messenger RNA, 1324 nt
Organism: Hibiscus syriacus
Lineage: Eukaryota; Viridiplantae; Streptophyta; Magnoliopsida; Malvales; Malvaceae
Product: BURP domain protein RD22-like
Exons: 3
Coding region: 56-1195 (379 amino acids)
Source: RefSeq, a predicted model, not a curated record